CUUUGAUGAACCUUUUCUGGUUAUGUAAUAGCUUCUUUGCGUUUAUUCAGAGAAAUAACAGGAUGUAGUCUAAGAGAUUCAGCAGUGCAUCAUCAAAUUUAAGCUUCUGGUGGAUGUUACCUGUCAGAUUCAGUGACAUGCCAUCCUUUCAUCUGCCCAACCUCCUGAAGGGCUUCUCUCCAUUCCUUGACAGUUUCAGGGCUAUGUUUUUGUGCAUGUUGUUCAAAGGCCUGCUGAUAAGGACCCUGUUGAUGCCUCACAUCUCUAGGGUCAACGAAGUAGAAAAUGGGGAGGAUGAGGUGACCCUUGUUUCCCUUCCAGCACUCCACCAUUUGAGCCAAUUCUUGAAGGCACCAUUUGCUGGAAGCGUACCGUUGGGUUAGAACAGGGAUGUAGAUCUUGGAUUCGGGGAUGGCCCGGACUAGGGAAGGCGCAAUCCCUUCCCCCUUGCGCAGCUCUUCCUCGUCCCUAAACGUGCGGAUUUUGGCACGCGACAGCGAGGUGUAGAGAUGAUCGGCGAAGUUAUUGCGGACGUCGGGACCCCUGAAGCUCAGGAAAACCUCGUACUCCCCAGCUGGAAGACGAGACGGCGACGCCGAUGAAGAAG
Molecule: messenger RNA, 607 nt
Organism: Linum tenue
Lineage: Eukaryota; Viridiplantae; Streptophyta; Magnoliopsida; Malpighiales; Linaceae
Source: the annotation of a GenBank genome assembly